Lotus japonicus is the source of this 585-nucleotide messenger RNA. Its product is annotated as F-box/kelch-repeat protein At3g23880-like. NCBI's taxonomy places the organism in Eukaryota, Viridiplantae, Streptophyta, Magnoliopsida, Fabales, Fabaceae. Bases 1 to 585 code for a protein of 194 amino acids. The record is from RefSeq and is a predicted model, not a curated record. The transcript has a single exon.
AUGAAGUCUAUGAUUGCAUGGAACCCUUCCACCAGAAGAUUCAAGAUAUUGCUGCGUAUGCGAAAUCUACGGGGAGUCCUCAUUUAUGGAUUUGGUUCUGUUCAUCUCUCCAACGCUUACAAAGUAGUAGCACUUGACUUCUAUAAUUGCAAUAAUCUUCUGGUUUGCGAAGUAAAAGCCCAAGUUCAUACCUUGGGUACUGAUUCUUGGAGGGCCCCUCCAGAUUUCCCUUCAUGUGUGCCUCUGAUUAAAACAAGAACAUAUGUGAGUGGCCAUGUGCAUUGGUCAGCUAUGGAUUUUGAUACAAACUGUUUUAUAAUUUCUCUUGAUUUGGGUAAUGAGACUUAUGGGAAACUUUUGUGUCCUCCUUACCCCAGAAGAAGAGAAUUCGAGACACUUGGGGUGUUGAGGGAUUGUUUAAGCAUCAUUUAUGAGGACAAUCUAGGGACUUGUAGUGUCUGGCUUAUGACUGAGUAUGGAAAUCAACAGUCUUGGGCAAAACAAUUCACUGUCCCAAGUGAUAUAUUCCAAUAUCACAAGACACUUUGUCCACUACAUUUUCCUGAGGAUGGUAAAUGUGGGUGA